This is a messenger RNA of Triticum dicoccoides, 1140 nucleotides long. RefSeq lists its product as uncharacterized. Lineage: Eukaryota; Viridiplantae; Streptophyta; Magnoliopsida; Poales; Poaceae. The record is from RefSeq and is a predicted model, not a curated record. The transcript has 2 exons. Bases 453 to 1046 code for a protein of 197 amino acids. Gene Ontology annotation, molecular function: DNA binding.
AACACCAAAGAUUGGAUACAUUAUACACGCACCUUGAAAAGAUAACUUGUCCACGUCACGGAUCCGGGUGCUCUGUAGAAGUAGCCGUUAAUAAUUCCAGGCAGGAAAUUAAAGCUUACCACAAGAUACAGGACUGCUAAUCUGUACGUAGAAAGAAACACAGGCGCGCAAACAGAUUUAGAAGAAAACACAUCUGGCGCCCGGUGCUGAAUUCAUAGUCAGGAAUGGAAAGGCAAUACUCCUGGGACUUUAAAAGGGGAUGCUAGGCGCCAAGUUUGUCACCAGGCAUUGCCGGAUCAUCUAUCGCCAGCCCUCCUCUCCUACACUUUCUGUUCAGGUUGCAAAUUCGUCUUCUAAUUAUCUUUCGUUGGGUAGUGGAUAGUGAUCGUAGUAGUGACAGUUUCGGUUGGAUUUGAUGCAGGAUCCUCGUUUCUUGAUCGAAACUUUUGUAGAUGGCUGACAAACAGAACAACAAGGGGAAGGAGAAGAUGCGCUGCUCGGAGUCGCUGUCCGACGAUUCAGAUUCAGAUUCAGUACGGCCCUGCAAGAGGCCCCGGCGGGCGGCUCCAGAGACCACCCCGGAGCAGCAGAGCGCACAGGGUUCGUUGAAAAUCAGGGAUCGAAAGGGAUGGCAGCAUGGUACCAUCAUUGACGGAAACAGAAACUGGCAGUGCAAGUACUGCCCCAUGGUUGGGCGCAGCGGCGGCGUCACCAGCCUCAAGCAUCAUGUUGCUGGUGGCAGCAGCAGGGUAAGGGCCUGCCCAUCUGCUCCUAAACAUGUCGCCAACGAGGUGAGACGUUGGCUGGACAGGACGAGGCGGAAACCGCGAAAGUGGACUGCAAGAAAAGGGACUGCUGUGCAGCCGGCUGUGGCCACGACCACUGACCCCAACAACUCUGUACCCAGCGGUUCGACAGAUAAUGAGGAAGGCAGUGCCUUCCCCUCACCCGCAUCUUUCAUGACACGUCUCGUGGACAUGAUGCUUGCUGCCGCAGAGGUGCUGAGCAAGGAGGAGCAGGCGAAGGACUCUGAAAAGAAGCCAUGAGGAAGCAGGAAGAUUGGUGGAGGUGUAAUUUUUUUUUUGUUACCUUAAUCUAUGCGAGUUCAAAUUUUAUUUUAAGUACUAUACUUGUUAAUGU